CAUCCUCACUCAUUUACUUAUCAAACUACUGAUCUAACUUACACAUACAAACAUAAAACAAGAAACAAUUUAAGGAAGACUUUUUUAUUACUCCCCGUAUGAUGCCCCCUGACUACAUUUCAUAUUUUGUUCUCAUCCUACUGACUUUGAUUUUACCUGCUUGACCAGAAUCCAAGGAAUUCAUCUCUAAAUCUGGAUGAAAAAUGAAACACAAAGGUCUUUGCGUGCACAGGCAGCGAAGGACAGACCCCGAUGACGAUGGGGCCCAGCGGACCGUUGACGGGUUGCGAGGAGGAGGAAGAUGAAGAUGAGGAGGAUGAAGCUGAGGGUGAACCGCAGCCAGCCGCUGUUUCUGUCCAGAGGAGAAACAUCUGGAAACCUCCAGAAAGGAGGAACCAUGCGGGUCUGACGCCGGGACAGAGAGUGUCGAGGUGCGGUUGCAGUGGCAGAGUCCAGAAUCAGGGACCGGAUGAGAGCGUAUUUGUAACAUCUGUGUGUUUCCGUGGCGACUACCCUCUCUGCCAACGCAGCAGGAUCUAAGCCAACGUUUACCACGCAGAGGAUCCGACAACACACAAAACAGUAAUGCAGAGAGGGACGAUGGCCUGCACAAAGUUCUUCUGUCCACCAGGAGACAACAGCUCCUCCACUGGACAGAGGAGCUUUCUGGGUCUCACCUCCUUCUCUAUCCGAGAUCUGCUCAGGUCCAAGGAGCCUCACAUCUCUGCUGGCCUCAGGACAAUGGACGGAGUGAACGAGGUCGGGGAGGUGAAGGUGUCCCGUCUACAGAUGGAGGGAGAGAGUGAUGAUAAAACUCCUCCUGAACACAAGUGUCCCGCUUUGUGUGACAAUCUUCACAGCUCUUUCCACGACAAGGAAAACAGUCCCAUGAUGAGAGCUGUGCUGUGUGCUCAGGUGUGUAAGGUGUACAGGUUUCAGACAGAGGAUCAGCGAUGGCUGCUGGUCAGGGAACAGUUGUCAGAGACACCGCUCUCUUUCACUUUACCCAAACAGCUACUGAGGGCGCUCAUACACGAGCACACGAGCAGGAUCAAGGAGGUGAAGGAGCUCGGUGACCUUUCCCCCCACUGGGAUGGGCUCCGCCACGAUGUCGUCAGCCACUGUAACUACCUGAUUGGCUGUUAUCAGGAAACACUCGCCGAGCUUGACAAAGUCUCAGUCUCGUCCUGCUUUAAGUCGAGCAGCAGUAAGUCAGACAGACACCUUCAGUUUGUUCCAACCAACCUGCACUCGCAGAGGAUGGAGGUCACCAAUCCAGACGCCACAGGGGUGUGGUAUGAAGUUAUAACAUUUGGUGCUCCAGCUGAUCACCACCAGGCCUUUAAACACGGCGGACUGAAAAGACUGCUCCGCAAAAACAGAAACCCCGGGGACAGCUCCAUCUCUUACUCUCGGGACCAGAGCUCCAGAGCCAGGGAGCUGCUGGCGAGCGUUGCCCAGCUGCAGCCUCUGGUCUUCGGGCUCGCUGAGGAGCUGCUCUCCGUCUCUCUGGAGCUGAACGCUCCGCGGCUGCAGCAGGUGCUGGACGGCCUGACUCGACAGACAGAGAAGUUUGUUCACGCACUCAAAGAUGAGCUGGUGAAAAGCGCCCUGUUGGCGAUCCACUACCACUGCACUGCCAACUGCAACAGCAGCCACAUCCACAGCAACGGGCUGCUCUGUGAAAUCUCGCCAGCCAAUCGGGAGGAACAGCCUUCGCACGGUCAACAGGAUGAUGUCCGAUGUGACACGGAGUACGACGAGGAGGAGUGGGACAGGGCCUGGGCGAACGUUGCCAAGAGCCUCAACUGCAUCAUUGCCAUGGUGGACCGGCUGCGGUGGCGAGAGGACAGCUCUCAGGAGCUGACAUCAGCAGAGCAGCAGGAACUUACGGCGGACACAAACUCUCACAACACCGCCUCUCCCUCCUCCUGCUCUGCGUCCUCCUGGCAGGAGCAUCUGCUUCCUCUGGUGGUCACUCUCAGGGACUGCGUGCGCGAGGCUGUGUUGAAGGCGCGAGCCGCCAUGACCUUCGUGGUCCUGCAGGGGGCGGUGGCCCCGACUGUUGACCAGGGACCUGCACAGCUCAUGCAGAGACGCCACGCUGUCUUCAGCCAGGCGCUCUCAGCUGUAGUGUGUGGUUUCAUGUUGAAGCUGUAUGGGGGUCUGGAGGAUCCCGAGUUCCUGCAGCAGCUUCACUCUGUAGGAGUCCUGACCCAGUUUGAAAGCCUGCUCAGCACCUACGGUGAUGAGGUGGGGAUGCUGGAGGACAUGGAGGUGGGUGUGGCCGACCUGAGUGAAGUGGCGUUCACCGUCACCGAGGCUCAAACAGAACAACCGGAGGCCCUGUUGCCGACGCUCACUGGAACAUGGGGCAGUCUCGUCGUCGAGGUACCGUUGACUCCGGAGACGUUUAGGCCGUUGCCACAGGAACUAAAAAAGGGGCGUUUGAUACGGGUUCAUCCUGUUCUCUUCAACAUCGGGAUCAACCAGCAGCAGAGUCUGGCUGAGAGGUUUGGUGACAGCUCCCUGCAGGAGAGAGUGAAUCAAAAGAGCUGUGAGCGUCUUAAAGCUUAUUGUAACACGCUGAGAGAGACACUACCUGACAUGGCUGGUAUCCAGUCACUGUCAGACCUGUUGUCGUCUUUGGACCAAAGUGUAGAAGCCAGGAAGAGGAAGAACGUGGAGGUUCUGUGGAUUGCUGCUAUGGUGUGUCGUAAAGCCAACGGCGUUCGUCUGACCAGCUGCAAGAGCGCCAAGGACCGCACGGCGAUGUCGGUGACACUGGAGCAGUGUGUGUUGCUGAGAGAGCGACACACACUCAGCCAACAGCACUUCGGCACCGCACUGGACUGCAUGAGGAGGGACGGCUGCAGGAUGGAGAACGUGCAGAAGAACGUGGGCAGCAGGAAGUUCGCCUUCAGCGGCGUCCAGCUCCUCACCUUCCCCAAACUGUACAGACCUCCAGACGGCAGCUACGGAUAGACACACUGACACUCUCUUUACGUUCCUGUACAGGUUGUUUUGUUCUUAGACUGGUUUUUUUAAUCACGUGAAGACUGCGUUGUGUUAUACAUGAAUGUAAAUAUUAUAUUAUUGACCCUCUGUACUGUUCACUGUGGCUGCAGGUGUUUGAUUUACAAACGUGUGUCUGCAAUAA
Molecule: messenger RNA, 3160 nt
Organism: Xiphias gladius (swordfish)
Lineage: Eukaryota; Metazoa; Chordata; Actinopteri; Istiophoriformes; Xiphiidae
Product: type II inositol 3,4-bisphosphate 4-phosphatase-like
Exons: 23
Cellular component (GO): cytoplasm
Molecular function (GO): phosphatidylinositol-3,4-bisphosphate 4-phosphatase activity
Source: RefSeq, a predicted model, not a curated record